AUGGAGAUGGCAAAAUCUCAAAAUUGUGUUUCAUCUCUCCCGGUGCCGGUUAAAAAAAUAUGGUUGGACCUUAUACCGCCAAGAAUCGAAAUCUUUACGUGGUUCGCCAUGAUGGGGAAAAUAAACUCAAAAGCCAAAUUAUUGAGUUUAAACAUCAUCCGACCUUCCGAGGCCCUUUGCAUAUUCUGCAACGCAACCAUUGAAUGCGCUGAUCAUCUGCUAUUAUUGUGCGAAUUUUCGGCUGGAAUUUGGAACUGGUGGCUCAAUCUUUGGGGCUUAAGAUGGGCUCUCCCGGGAUCUCUCAAAGAUGCUUUUGACCAGUGGGCAAUAAGUGGCAGAAACUCCUUUUUAAAAAAGGUUUGGAGGGCUAUCUUCUCCAUCAUUAUAUGGUCAAUAUGGAAGGAGAGAAACUCAAGGAUUUUCGACAACAAAUCAUGCUCCAUUGCUCAGAUUCAAGAUCUCAUCCUCACCAGGCUUAGUUGGUGGAUCUCGGGAUGGGGCGACCCAUUCCCCUACACAGCUGCCGAGAUUAUUUGCAACCCAUUAUGUCUCGCAUGGAAAAGCUCAGAUGGAGCAAUCAAGGGCCCUGCGAUUCCCUCGCCCCCUAAACCAUGGUCUCCGCCACGGAAUGCCACUUUAAAGUGGAAUGUGGAUGCGUUGGUUAGCUCAUCACAAUCAAUGUCGGCAAUAGGAGGUGUUCUUAGAAAUCACAAAGGAGUUUUCAUGUGUGUCUUCUCAAGCCCAAUCCCGCCAAUUGAAAUUAAUUCUGCAGAGGUCCUCGCAAUAUUUAGAGCAAUACAAAUAUCCAUGAGAUAUGAGAACAUCAGGAGCAAUCACUUGGAGAUAGAAUCGGACUCCAUGAAUGCAGUUAGGUGGUGCAAUGAGGAUAAGGGAGGCCCAUGGAACCUCAAUUUCCAGCUUAACUUCAUCUGA
Messenger RNA from Beta vulgaris subsp. vulgaris (sugar beet), 933 nucleotides. RefSeq lists its product as uncharacterized. The transcript has a single exon. Gene Ontology annotation, molecular function: nucleic acid binding; RNA-DNA hybrid ribonuclease activity. NCBI's taxonomy places the organism in Eukaryota, Viridiplantae, Streptophyta, Magnoliopsida, Caryophyllales, Amaranthaceae. Bases 1 to 933 code for a protein of 310 amino acids. The record is from RefSeq and is a predicted model, not a curated record.